Molecule: messenger RNA, 642 nt
Organism: Myiozetetes cayanensis
Lineage: Eukaryota; Metazoa; Chordata; Aves; Passeriformes; Tyrannidae
Product: delta(3,5)-Delta(2,4)-dienoyl-CoA isomerase, mitochondrial-like
Cellular component (GO): mitochondrion
Molecular function (GO): delta(3,5)-delta(2,4)-dienoyl-CoA isomerase activity
Source: RefSeq, a predicted model, not a curated record
GAGGUUGACAUCGGGCUGGCGGCCGACGUGGGGACCCUCCAGCGCCUCCCCAAAAUCAUCGGGAGCCAGAGCCUGGUGAGCGAGCUGGCCCUCACUGCCCAUGGGAUGUUGGCACCCGAGGCCCUGAGCUGCGGCCUCCCCAGCCGGGUGCUGCCCGACAAGGCGACGCUGCUGGAGGUGGCCCUGGGGGUGGGCGCUGCCAUCGCCGCCCGCAGCCCGGUGGCCGUGCAGGGCACCAAAAUCAACCUCGUCUACUCGAGGGACCGACCCACCCAUGAGGGGCUGCAGCACAUGGCCACGUGGAACAUGGCCAUGCUGCAGACCGAGGACAUCCUCAAGUCGGUGCAGGCGGCCCUGGAGAAAAAGGGACCCGAGGAGGUCCCGUUCGCCAAGCUCUGAUGUCACCGCCUGUCCCCAACGUCCCCUGGGCCCUGCCUUAAUGUCCCCAACCCUCCCUGGGCUCUGAUGUCACCUGGGCCCUGCCUUAAUGUCACCAACCCUUCCCUGGGCUCUGAUGUCACCUGGGCCCUGCCUCAGUGUCCCCUCAGUGCCACCAACCCUUCCCAGGGCUCUGAUGUCACCUGGGCCCUGCCUUAAUGUCACCUGGGCCCUGCCUUAAUGUCACCAACCCUUCCCUGGGCU